Molecule: messenger RNA, 1032 nt
Organism: Aspergillus tanneri
Lineage: Eukaryota; Fungi; Ascomycota; Eurotiomycetes; Eurotiales; Aspergillaceae
Product: glycoside hydrolase family 18 protein
Exons: 4
Coding region: 1-1032 (343 amino acids)
Biological process (GO): carbohydrate metabolic process
Cellular component (GO): extracellular region
Molecular function (GO): chitinase activity
Source: RefSeq, a predicted model, not a curated record
AUGUCACCUGUUAGAGCUUUUGCGUUGAUGUCUGCCGUCCUGCCUCUGUUGCACGGGGUACAGGCAGGAUUUGACCCGGGUAGCUCGAACAACGUCGCUGUCUACUGGGGUCAGAAUUCGUACGGAAAGUCGACUGGAGAGUACGUCCAGAAACGUCUGGAGUACUAUUGCAGCGAUAUUGACGUCCUCCAACUCUCCUUCCUAACCACCAUCAACGGGCCUGGUGGAGCUCCCGAAGUCAACUUCGCAAAUGCAAGCGACAAUUGCACCCUCUUCGAGGGUACUUCUCUUCUCAACUGCCCUCAAAUCGGCGCCGACAUCAAAACAUGCCAGAAGAAAGGCAAAACCAUCCUUCUCUCAAUCGGUGGCGCCACCUACAGCGAGGGAGGUUUCAACAGCGACGCUGCCGCACAGGCAGGCGCCAAGCUGCUCUGGGAGACCUUCGGGCCCGUCCCAUCCGGCAACAGUUCUGUGAAGCGACCAUUCGGCGACGCCGUCAUCGACGGAUUUGACCUAGACUUUGAAGCCGUUGUUAGACACAUGCCUGCGUUUGCCAACCAGCUGCGCAAGUACUACACCGAGGACUCCUCCAAAACGUACUAUCUCACCGCUGCACCGCAGUGCCCCUACCCGGACCAAGCGGACAAGGAGAUGCUGGACGGAACGGUCUCCUUCGACGCGAUCUGGAUCCAGUUCUACAACAACUUCUGCGGGCUGAACUCGUUUGAGCCCGGCAAAGAUAAACAGACCCACUUCAACUUCGAGACGUGGGACGAGUGGGCACACAACACCUCUCUGAAUAAGAAGGUCAAGGUGUAUGUCGGGGCACCUGGAAACACGGGAGCCGCAGGAUCGGGCUACGUGGAUGUGUCGAGAGUGAAGGAGAUUGUCCAAUAUGUGAAGAAGUUUAGCAGCUUUGGAGGUGUGAUGAUCUGGGAUGCCAGUCAGGUGUAUGCCAACAAUGGGUUCUUGUCAGGGGUGAAGGAGGCUGUGGGGUCGUCGAAGUCGGUUGCAAGAGAGUUUGUGGCAUAG